This is a messenger RNA of Cetraspora pellucida, 696 nucleotides long. The record is from the annotation of a GenBank genome assembly. Lineage: Eukaryota; Fungi; Glomeromycota; Glomeromycetes; Diversisporales; Gigasporaceae.
AUGGACACAUCUCGUUUUACUCCUAAAAAUCUAAAAAAAUUAAUGAAAAACGACGAGCCAUUUGACAUUCAUACUCCAUGGUCAUCAAGCGAUAAAUACUGUAUAGAAAUUCAAACACCACCAGCGAACACUGUAUUAUUUCCAUUUUAUAAGAUUUACAUAAGUUGGACUAUUCUUAGUCCUCAAUCUUUAGCGUCUUCCGAUGAUGAAUUAAUUAAAAGUUAUUGUAAUUUAGUUGCUCCACCGACAAACUUUGUAAUAACAUUGCAUAAUGAUCCAAAAUCGUCUGGAAAUGAGAACGCUCCAAAGGUCACUUCUAAAUGGUCUAUUCCUAUUGCAUCAAAUGUUCAAACGAAUUCUUAUCUUUGGACUGUUCCACUACUAGAAAAUUCAGAUAGCAAUGAUUAUGGAAUAGGUAACAUAAAUUUGGGUGAAAAGAUUAAGAAUAUAUCACUAUUUUAUAUUCGAGUCGAAUCAAAUGAUAUGGUAAAUAAUGCAAUGGAAACUGUAUUUGGUGUUGUUGGACCUUUGACUAUUUGGAAAACUCCGGAUAAAGAAAAUAAAACUUUGUUUUUACCCGAAAAAAAUGAAAAAUUACCACCUAUACUUAGCGACGCUAUUAGAUUGAGAAAGUUUAUGAGUGUAACUACUAUAGUUGUGUGUAGCAUUUUGACUAGUAGUCUGAUAAGAAUUUGA